Myxozyma melibiosi is the source of this 1758-nucleotide messenger RNA. RefSeq lists its product as uncharacterized. Lineage: Eukaryota; Fungi; Ascomycota; Lipomycetes; Lipomycetales; Lipomycetaceae. The transcript is spliced from 2 exons. Bases 273 to 1721 code for a protein of 482 amino acids. The record is from RefSeq and is a predicted model, not a curated record.
UCCAGUUAAUAGGUAAACAAAUCGCGCGCCCUGCUGCAAGCGAAAAAACCAUACAAACGAUUCUACGUGCUUUCUCUGUUCUUUGAUUCGGGAUGCUGCUGAGUGCAGCUACUGGGGCGUAAAGCUGUUAUUGCUGCAGUUGCUGAUAGUGCUGUGAGUAACGGCCAUACUUUUUCAAUCUGUUGAAAACAUCUCGUCGAAUUCGUACAAAUACACUCCUCCUUGUCACGCAUACGAGCAAGCAGUGAUGUACCGCUAACGAACGACCUGAAAUGCAAAUGCAAUAUUCCUGUGACCUUGAUCCUUCAGAGCAAGAAGAAAGUCCGGAGAUUAUAUAUCCUGCUCGGCAGCAAAGCGGGCACCUGACAUCGUCGACGCCGUCGGAUACGCAGCCGUUUGUUGGUGAUUGUGUAUUGUUCUCGAUCAUCAAUUCGCAUAGCAGUUCUGGCUGUGAGCGAAGUAGUGCAUCGGUACAGAGGCUGUCUUUUGAGACGCCGAAUAAGUCGGGAAAUAGCACGCCUACUAGCAGUGAACGUCUACGUCAAGAGAUCAGCGAAGCCAAAUCCGACCUACAAAAGGCAUUAAAUAUACUCUUAUAUCCCGAUCAAUUUCCAUCAGACAGCGGCAGCGACGAGAAGUCCACCGCAGUUGCACUCACUCAAGAAUCCCAAGAGGUAGCUGGUGAGACUAGCGCUGAAAGCUCUGUUUUCAAAGUACCGUUAGCGGUACUGAGUUCAAUGAAAAACAUGGCCACUCGAACACGCGCGGUAUUGACUACAAAGAGCAAAUCUGAGACAGCUGAUGCGAGCCGUGCAUACAGCAAUUCACUUGAAUUUCUCUUUUCUGAUUCAGCGUCAGAGAUGGAUGAUACGGAGAUCCAGGAGAUUCCAGCUCCCCGACAGUCACAGAUUCGGGAUCUGAACAGUAGUUCUGCAAGACUCCCCAAUAACGAACCAGAAUCAUCCCCUGAAGUCGAUGUAACGCCUCCUCACCCUCCUCCUCCUCCUCCUCGCGCCCACUAUACAAGCUCGCCCAUGAGAGCAAACACCGCAGAAGAUUUUGUGGUUUUCCCGCCAUUCGCGAUUCCGUCCUCGGCUGCUGAUACGGUGCUGAUUAUACCGACGCAGGAAGAGUUUUCGCAGUUUGCGCAAGCGUCGCCUCGUCGCGUGGCCAGAAAGAAGCACGCAGACGAUAGUGAGGAUGAGUUGGAUAUGUUGUCUUCAAUAUCGCCGCGAGAGAAAGAGAAUGUUCCCGCCAGCUCAACUGAGAGUACAGGAAGCUCAAAAAAGUCACAGACACAUACACCGAGCGGAUCAGGCUCAGGUGCAGCAAAGCCUCACUCGAUCAAUAUUCUAUUAGACAAGAAGAGAAAAAAGUCAAGCAGCGACAGCUUCUCGAUCGAAUCCUUGCCGCUGCCGCCACACGUGAGCAGUCCGCUUUCGACUACAAAUUCCAAGGCUCAGAGUACCAAAAACGCUACUGGUGUCUCGAUCGUGCAAAAUCCAAAGGAUAACACAAACAUUUUGGAUUCUGCAAGUACAACGGCUGCGACAGAGUCCAAACAUAAAGCUACAGGCAAACGCACGAGAGACUCUGCAUCGGCCGAGAGAGAGAGGGAUAAGCCGAUAUCCGCAUUGCUCAAGGGACCUGUCUAUCGAGUUGGUCUGUCCAAACGAGCGCGCGUUGAGUCGCUCCAUUCAUACCUUAGGCGUGAGUCGUAGGUGAUAAUUCUUCAUUCCAUAUAUAAACAAAAUUAAU